Molecule: messenger RNA, 1200 nt
Organism: Lodderomyces orthopsilosis Co 90-125
Lineage: Eukaryota; Fungi; Ascomycota; Pichiomycetes; Serinales; Debaryomycetaceae
Gene: PIR32
Product: Pir32p
Exons: 1
Coding region: 1-1200 (399 amino acids)
Biological process (GO): fungal-type cell wall organization
Cellular component (GO): fungal-type cell wall
Molecular function (GO): structural constituent of cell wall
Source: RefSeq, a predicted model, not a curated record
AUGUUACUGCCACGUUUAUUAGCAUCUUUUGCCACCAUCAACUUGAUUCAAGCUUAUUACAUUCCAGCAAAUGGAGAAGAUUGGACAAAGUAUAAACCAACUUGUGAUUACUUACCAGGAAGUUUUACCAGUUUGCCAUUCAAAUUUGGAAUUGUUGUGAAUCCCUACACUGUCACUAACGAAGGGGAGUUGUUGGAACCAGAGGUGAAAUCUAUUGAGAGAAGUAUCACCACCAGUUUUGUUACAUCUGUUAUUACUCCAGCUCCAAAGGAAACCAAAACUAAAGACAUUAUUGUUCAAAUCACUGAUGGUCAAGUUCAGAAAGUGAAUGAAGAGUUGUGUGAUCCUGAGGAGAAGAAAAAAUUGGGUUUGGAUAAUGAUCACCAUGAUGGUUACUUCAGUGACAAGGAUGGAGAUAAACAUGGAAAUGGUUACUACAAUGCGGACAAGCAUAGCAAUGAUGAUUACCGUGAAAAGGAUGAAAAAUUUGGUGGUCGCAAACAUUUUGAUGAUGACAAGCUCAACAAAGAUAAGCAUUUUGAUGACGGAGAUUUUGAAACUGUCUUGUCAAAGAGAGACGAGUUGGAUGAUGAAGCUGCUCAUGAUAUUGGAGGUGAUAUCAAGGACAAGCCCUUUGACGAGCAUUUCAAACAUUACAAAGGCAAACAUGGAUUAAAAGGUGAUGAUUAUGAUUUGGACAACAAUCAUUGGGAGAAGGAUAGUGGCCACUACAACGAACAUGAGAGGUCAAAAGAGCACGAAAGCCAUGAAGGAUCCUAUGCUGAACAUAGGGAUUUCAAAGAACGUGGCCGUCAUAACCAUAAAGAUCACAAGGGUCAUAAAGAACAUGGAGAUGACUUCUUCAAUGACAAUGAUUUUACUUCACCAGUGUACUCCGUCGCUUGCUACACUAAUGCCACAUUACGUAUGUCAUUACAUGAUUCCAUUUUACGUGAUUCAGAUGACAGAAUUGGAUGUAUUGUUUCUGGUCACCAAUUCCAAUUUGAUGGUCCUACUCCCCAACAUGGUGCCGUUUUUGCCGCAGGUUGGUCAGUUACUAAAGAUGGUCAAUUGGCUUUAGGAAAUUCAACUAAGUUCUAUCAAUGUGCUUCUGGUCAUUUUUACAACUUGUAUGAUCAAUCCAUUGGUUUUCAAUGUCAUCCAGUCACUUUGGACGUGGUUGAAUUGAUUGACUGUUGA